AAAUCUAAAUUCAACAUGGCGGAUAAAAAUAUAUGACUCCGAAAGAAAAACAAGCUAUUUUAACUCAAUAUUCAGUUAAAUGGAUAAUUGAGAUCAUAAUGGAUGAGGAUAGUGAUCCAGAUGCUGAUACAGCCAUCAUCCUGCCACCAAGCCCCAUAUGCACCAAACAGGGCUCCAUUCUUAAGCUCAAACACAAUCCCAAUGUCAGAAAACAAGCUGACCAUGAGACUGUAUAUGACGAGAAAGUAGGAAUGGAUGUUAAACAUCAGAUAACAUUUAAGAUAUCAUCGCCAUCUUCAUUCAGUUCGAGUCAACAUAAGCAGGGAGCUAAACAGACACCAUGUCUUACCAAUUCAGCUAUGUUACCAGUUCACAGUCCUGCUACUCCUGGGGCUUCCGCUGUGACACCGCAAUGUUUAAGUGUUUGUAGUGACACACCAGGUACUUCGACUGUGACACCAUAUUGGUCAAGAGAUAGCAAAGCUGCAGACACAAUGGCCUUUAGCCCAAUGUGGGACAUUCUAGAUGAGAGUCCUCUUAUGAAGAGAUUAUUCAAGUCUCCCAGGGUGAUGUUGCAAAGUACACCACAUGGCAUAGGCAGUCUUGUACCUAAUGUUGCUAACGUAUCAUGGACCAGUUCCCUAGCAACCCCCACCACACUGGAGACAUCUAUUGUACAACAGACUGGUGAAGAAUAUGACUACGACACAGACAGAAAACAAAUAGCCCUAGCCAGAGCAUUGUUCAGUCCCCAUGCAGCCAAUAUUGAAAGUGAUACUGAUGCCUUCGAUGUUACCUUGGAGACAGAGUUAGAAUACCAAGAUGGGUCAAAAUCACCAACAUUUGAUGGACAAGCCACCUCAAGCUUUGAACCACUGGUCAAGGAAUCAAUAAGUCCAGUUAUCAAACAUGCAAAAACUGCUUACACUGCUGAAAAAGUGAGUCAAAACACUAGAAAUCUUAAUGAUUCUGAUGAUGAAUCAGAUGAGAUUGGUUCUGCUCUGCAAUAUAACACAGAAAAUGCCAAUGAUGAUACUGUUUCUCAAAAUACCAAAGAUUAUGCUGUCACUCAAAAUAUGCAGGAAUUGGGUUGUAAAGAUGUUCCACCUAUAGAGCAGCUGCUUGGUGAUACUCUAACUGAUAUAAGCCUAGAUACCACUCUCAUACUAGAUCAAUCCACACAGCUCAGGGAAAAUAUAGAGAAAUACAUCAACAAUGAAAAACUUAAGAUUGAAGAUUCAGAGAAAUCUGAUGAGCCAAAUGAAUCAGAUUCAGAGGGAGACUUCAUAUUCAGUGCUGUUAAACCAACCCAGGCUGGAAAUGAGUUUGAAAUUCUUUCAGGGGUUAAAUAUUUGUUGGACGAAACAAUUGGCUUACUAUGCCAUGAUUCUACACAAGAAAAUAACCAGAGAGGUUGUAACAAAACAAGGAGUAAAAGAAAUCCUAAACAUUUUAUAACGCAGUUGAAAGAAAGCAAUAUAAGUGACACUGACAUUAUAGUACCUGAUAUAGAUGUAGAUAAAGCUGUGAAACCUGAUCCUAAAUUUGCUGAAGACAUCUCUAGCAUAGGUGGAAAAGGAAAACACAAGCCUGAUGAUUCAAGUCAAGAAUCUCUCGAAAACCAUCAGUAUACAAAAGUACGGAGUAAUUUUAGCCAAUCAGAACAUUCCCCUUUGAACUUUACUUCUCCACUAAGCCAAUCAAAAUUAACCCCUCCCACCUUGUCUUUCAAAGCAGAUGAUAUGCUGAGUCUAUUCGAUACUCCACCAACUAGUAAAUUGAAAAGGAAAUUACCCCCGAAAUGCAGAAGUAAACGCAAGCCAUCAGAUCCUGAUAAUGAUUUGUUUGGGUUUCUCAAUGAAGCAUCCUUUGAGUCCUCAAGCAACUCUCCAAGAAUUAUGCCAACAGUGUCUAUUCUUGAAGAAAGUGGAUAUUGUGGGAGUGGAGAUCAUAAUAACUCAAGCCCCAUGAGGAAAAGCCCUCUUCAACCUCCAAUUGAAGAUAUCCCAAUUGAUGAAAAGCUCUACCAACAGCAGCCUGUAAACAAUGAUUCUAGUCUAAAUGAAAUGAAGUGUGACCAGAUGCCUAUCGAUCCUGAUGUCGCUUUUAAGACUCCACUCAGAGUUGCAUUAAAACGAAGGUCAACAACUUUCUGUACUCCUGAUGCAAAAAAAAUCUGCAGCCCUAUAACCCAAAAUAUUCCAAAGCAAGAGACAAAAGUGCAAUGUGAUGUUUCAAUGGUAGCUCCUAUUGAGACAUGCCAAACACCCGAUAAACUGAUAAAUCAAACAUUCAGUCAGAUUUCACCCUCCUCCUUAGAUGCAAUAUGUGAAUUAGCUGACAAAAGUGAACUGGAACACCCACAUGUAGAAACCAGCCAUGAUUGUACAUUACCACAGAAAACAAUGGGUGAUGACUCCCAAAAUGAGUCAAAAGAAAUCACAAAUAUUGAACUUGCAACAGAUUGUACCAACUUUGAAACAGAUAUUCAAAUUUCAUGUUCAAAUGUCCAAAAUCGAGUUAAAAUAUCUUUGGAAGCAAGCCAUGAUGAAAUAAGUCAAAAUGAUGAACUGUUUUCUCAGAUUUCACCCAGUGCUCUCACAGAGAUGGUUAAAGUGUCAGAUAUCGAAACUAGGAAAAAUGAGCAGCCUCUUUCUACUGGUACAAAAACAAAAACAAAACAUAAACAGUUUGGAAAACCCAAAAGGUUCUUUUACCCAACAUCUAGUCAGAUUUUAAAAGAAUGUCCAAAGAAAAUUAAACUUGAUUUUCCCGAACAUAGCACAGACACUCCUAACAGUGAAAUGACAAUAAAGGUGGCCCCUGACGACAGUGCCAACAUAAUCAGGCCUCAAAGUCCAUAUGAUGGUUCAAAACCUACAACUCCUAAUAGAACAAAUGUAUCAAGAUCUCAUAGCCCAAACAGCAGUACAAAGUUCGGGAUACAAAUUGAAGGGAACAUUUCAUCUACAAGUGCCAAUCCAGCGUCCCUAUACAACACUCCAGCAAAGACUUCAUAUAGAACCUCACCUCAUAGACCAAUAGUAUCGCAAUACAAUUCAGUGCCAUUCAAUAAAGAGGAAUGGUACGACUCUCAAGGGCUAAAAAGCAGAUCAUUAAUGAGAAAAACAGACAAAGGUUUCAAGAAAUUCUCAACCAUGAGCCACCAAGAUAUGUCCAACAUAAGUGCUAACACAACUUCAGUUGAAAAGGCACAGUUUGGAAUAGAUUUGAACCAUGAUGAGGGAGAAUGCCCACUGAGUAUUCCAAAGAGAGUCUAUUAUAAAUCAUCUAGUGAAAGACCUAUCAGAAUGUCUGACAAGUCUUCAGAGAAGGCAAGGCUUGUCACUGAAAGUGAUGGGAUAGAAAAUUUGCUUCAGUGUUCCAACAACACAGCACAGAGUAUGGAUAAGAAUAAGAAUUUUAAAGCUUCUCCAGGAUUUACAACACAUAAUGAGACGAUUGAGAAAUCGCCUAAGGAAGCAGCAUCAACUUUAGAUGGUACAACUACAGAAAAAGUACCUACCUCAUGUAAUAAUAUUGGGUUUAAAUCAGUAAAUCCAAAGGAUAGGAAAAACUUCACCAAUCCAAGAAAAGCGAUUUCAGAAAAGUCUGAAAUCUUUAAAGAUUUGAAACAAUGUGACGCUGAUGAUCUAACAAAACUCAAAGAUCCUUAUAAUAUAACAUCCUGUGGUUCCAAAUCGCCCACAAAUAAAGACAUGUCACCAUCUCAAGUAGGUAAACCAAAUGGUCAAGUCCAGGUUGAUCAAUUACAGGAUGAUAUGUCAGAGAUGAAUGAAGAUAUAGGGAACCAAACCAAAUCUGAUAUAAAGCAGUUCACAGGAUUUAGAUCAGCAAGUGGAAAAGACAUUCCAAUAUCACAUGCCAGUAGAUUGAAAGCCCAAAGACUUAUUGACGAAGCAGAGAAAGAAGGAGUUAACACAAAUGAAGAGAUCGAAUCUGUUCCUCAAUCUGAUACAAAGAAAAUUGAUCAGCUUGGGGGAUUUAGAUCAGCAAGUGGAAAAGACAUUCCAAUAUCACAUGCCAGUAGAUUGAAAGCCCAAAGACUUAUUGACGAAGCAGAGAAAGAAGGAGUUAACACAAAUGAAGAGAUCGAAUCUGUUCCUCAAUCUGAUACAAAGAAAAUUGAUCAGCUUGGGGGAUUUAGAUCAGCAAGUGGAAAAGACAUUCCAAUAUCACAUGCCAGUAAAUUGAAAGCCGAAAGACUUAUUGAUGAAGCAGAGAAAGAAGGAGUUAACACAAAUGAAGAAAUUGAGCCUGUUCCUCAAUCUGAUACAAAGAUAAUUGAUCAAUUUGGGGGAUUUAGAUCAGCAAGUGGAAAAGAUAUUCCAAUAUCACAUGCCAGUAGACUGAAAGCCCAAAGACUUAUGGAUGAAGCUGAGAAAGAAGGAGCUAACUCAAGUGAUGAAAUUGAGACUGUUUCUCAAACUGAUACUGAAAUAAUAGAUCAAUUUGGGAAGUCUAGAUCAGCAAGUGGAAAAGACAUUCCAAUGUCACAUGCCAGUAAACAAAAAGCUAAUAAACUGGAAAAUGAUGCUCAAAGAAAAUACCUCAACCAUGAAGAAGACAUUUUCACUCAGGAACAUAGACAUGGUGAUAAAAUAUUGAAAGGAGACAUAAUAGGAAUGAAACAAAAAUUAAGCAAUAGUUUAAACCAAAUGCAAUAUACACCAAGGGCAAGCACUCUUACAGAGGAUGACUACAAAAGACUGCCCCAAGGAUUUAGACCUUUCAAACCACCAGCAAUUACAAAGAAUAAACGAAAGGUAACAGAAGAUGUUAAAGGCAAUCAAACCACAGAUAAACCUAAUCAAGAACAGUUUUCAAGAUUUAAAUCAGCUAGUGGUAAAGCUGUUCCAAUAUCUCCUGCAAAUAGGUUGAAAGCCCAGAAUGUGAUAAAUGAGGCAGAGAAACAAGGAAUAAUUACUAACCAAAAAUUGAAAGAAUCUGAACAAGCUUUUGCUCAAGCUGAUACUAAACCAUGUGAUCAGUUUAGGGGAUUUAAAUCUUCAAAUGGAAAAGAAGUUCCAUUAUCUAAUACAAGUAAAGGACAAGCGAUGAAAUCACUAAUUGAUACUCUUGGAGAACUAAGCUAUCAGAAAGAACUUUCCCGGGAAAAUGAACUUGAUGAAGAAAUACUGAUGGAGGAUAUAAUGAGAAUCAAACAAAAAUUAAACAGCAGUGCUAACCAGAGAACCUAUACUCCAAAAGUAUGUUCACUCACAGAGGAUGACUACAAAAGACUCCCCCAAGGAUUUAGGCCUUUCAAACCACCUGCGAUUGCAAAAAAGAUAACUAAUAAACCCAAACCAGACUUAACACAUUCAAACCAGGAACACACGAAGCUUGUCAAUUUGGUCAGUGGUACUGAAAAUAAAGCAGUGCUUCAAACAAAGAGAGAACCACUCAGUACUAGUACAGAAUCACUAAAGGCUGAAUUCCGACCUAUACAUUUGAAUCAGAAUCAUGGAACCAGUGAUGAAAUCAAUGAAACCACUGUUGCACAUAAUGAAAGCCGUGAAGAAUCCAUUUUAUACACAGGAACUCAACUUCUAGAGAUAACCGAGAGCACAAAUGCUUUCUUGCAUGCUGAUGAUUUCACACAGAUUGUUGAUGUGAAAAGUGACCAUGAGGAAACUAUGCCCUUGAAUGAUAAUGUCCAUGAGAGUGAUCAUGAAGAUAAUGAGCAUGAAAGUGGUCAUGGUGUUGAUGUGCAUGAAAGUAACCAUGAGGAUAAUGUCCAUGAAAGUGGUCAUGUAGAUACUGGGCAUGAAAGUGGUCAUGAAGUUAAUGUGCAUGAAAGUGGUCAAAUUAAUUUGCGUGAAAAUGGCAAUGAAGAUAAUAUCUAUGAAAGUGGUCAUGUAGAUGUGCAUGAGAGAGGUCAUGGAACUGAUAUCCAUGAAAGAGCCAAUGGAGAUUUUGAAAACCCAGAACUUAACACAAGUAUCCACCAAGUAUCACAACAAAAGGAACAUGACAUUGAUGAAUAUAAAGUUGUGCACCAUCAGAUUGCAUCUGAUUCCAAGUCAAAUUGUUGGAAUGACUCCAUGUCAAUUGAACUCAGUGAUAACAGCUUUUCUAACAUAACACCCAGUUCAUCAUUGGGAAAAUCACAGCCAAUCAUGCUACCAUCUAAAUCUAACAUGAAAGCCAUCAAAGUUUGUAGAGUUAAGCCAUUGAAUAUUCAAACUUACUUGGAAACAAAGGUUGAAAAUGAAACUCAUACUAGCCAUAAAUGGAACAAUGAAUCAUCCAUAUUUCACAAUUCUAUUACACCAGCCAAGAUUUUAUAUCCUAAAAAGAGUCAGGGUUAUAAUGAGCUUAAUUGUGGUCCACCAACCUUACUUGAAUCAAAUGUUGACAAAAUAUCUGAAAACAUUUACUCAGAGCCAUCACCAUCAAUAAUGCCACAAGAAAUAAAUGCAACAAAAAUAAUCAAUUUUGUAAGUUCAACAACACCACAAAAUAGUUCAAAUGGAGACAAGUGCCAUUAUUCAGGAUCACCUAACACAUCUCAGAUCCCUUGUGUACCAACAAGCAGCAGUAAAAUCACUACAGUGAAAGAAAAUAGGACAAACACCACUAUCAAUAUUCCUGAUGACCCCAGUAGAAGAGAGGAUGCCCAGAAAUGCCAAAUAUUUUAUCCAAAUGAAGUUUUUAAAACUGCUAGUGGAAAAAGUGUUCAUAUUCUGCAAGAUGCUUUGGAUCAGGUGAGAAAAGCCUUAAAUGAUGAUAUCAACAGUGUGAUAGCAAUCGAUAAUUCAUUUAAUAAUAAACCUUCAUAUUACCAGUUAAAUGAUACAAGACAAACUAAGCAUGAAUUGGAUGGUCCUUCCCUCAAUGCAUUCAAGACUAAUCAUAAUGUGAAUGAAGGUGCUCACUUCAGUGAAUUCCAGACAGCAAAUGGGAAUAAAGUCAAGAUAUCUGAACAGUCUUUGAAAGCUGCUCGAACUACACUAGGUGAUGAUGAAAGUUUGUCAUUUGGUGGAUUCCAAACUGCAAGUGGGAAUAAAGUCAAGAUAUCUGAACAGUCUUUGAAAGCUGCUAGAACUACACUAGGUGAUGAUGAAAGUUUGUCAUUUGGUGGAUUUCAAACUGCAAGUGGAAAUAAAGUCAUGAUAUCUGAGCAGUCUUUAAAAGCUGCUAGAACUACACUAGGUGAUGAUGAAAGUUUGUCAUUUGGUGGAUUCCAAACUGCAAGUGGGAAUAAAGUCAAGAUAUCUGAACAGUCUUUGAAAGCUGCUAGAACUACACUAGGUGAUGAUGAAAGUUUGUCAUUUGGUGGAUUCCAAACUGCAAGUGGGAAUAAAGUCAAGAUAUCUGAACAGUCUUUGAAAGCUGCUAGAACUACACUAGGUGAUGAUGAAAGUUUGUCAUUUGGUGGAUUUCAAACUGCAAGUGGGAAUAAAGUCAAGAUAUCUGAACAGUCUUUGAAAGUUGCUAGAACUACACUAGGUGAUGAUGAAAGUUUGUCAUUUGGUGGAUUCCAAACUGCAAGUGGGAAUAAAGUAAAGAUAUCUGAACAGUCAUUGAAAGCUGCUAGAACUACACUGGGUGAGUAUGAAAGCUUGUCAUUUGGUGGAUUUCAAACUGCAAGUGGAAAUAAAGUCAAGAUAUCUGAACAGUCUUUGAAAGCCACUAGAUCUACACUGGGUGUGGAUGAAAGUUUGUCAUUUGGUGAAUUCGAGACUGCAAGUGGGAAUAAAGUAAAGAUAUCUGAACAGUCUUUGAAAGCUGCUAGAACUACACUAGGUGAGGAUGAAAGUUUGUCAUUUGGUGAAUUCGAGACUGCAAGUGGGAAUAAAGUAAAGAUAUCUGAACAGUCUUUGAAAGCUGCUAGAACUACAUUUGGUGAGAAUGAAAGUUUGUCAUUUGGUGGAUACCAAACUGCAAGUGGGAAUAAAGUCAAGAUAUCUGAACAGUCUCUGAAAGCUGCCAGAACUACACUUGGGGAGGAUGAGAGUUUGUCAUUUGGUGGAUUUCAAACUGCAAGUGGGAAUAAAGUCAAGAUAUCUGAACAAUCUUUGAAAGCUGCUAGAACUACACUGGGUGAGGAUGAAAGUUUGUCAUUUGGUGGAUUCCAAACUGCAAGUGGGAAUAAAGUCAAAAUAUCCGAACAAUCUUUGAAAGCUGCUAGAACUACACUGGGUGAGGAUGAAAGUUUGUCAUUUGGUGGAUUCCAAACUGCAAGUGGGAAUAAAGUAAAGAUAUCUGAACAGUCUUUGAAAGCUGCUAGAACUACAUUUGGUGAGAAUGAAAGUUUGUCAUUUGGUGGAUACCAAACUGCAAGUGGGAAUAAAGUCAAGAUAUCUGAACAGUCUUUGAAAGCUGCCAGAACUACACUAGGCGAUGAUGAAAGUUUGUCAUUUGGUGGAUUCCAAACUGCAAGUGGGAAUAAAGUAAAGAUAUCUGAACAAUCUUUGAAAGCUGCUAGAACUACACUUGGUGAGGAUGAAAGUUUGUCAUUUGGUGGAUUCCAAACUGCAAGUGGGAAUAAAGUCAAGAUAUCUGAACAGUCUCUGAAAGCUGCUAGAACUACACUGAGUGAGGAUGAAAGUUUGUCUUUUGGUGGAUUCCAAACUGCAUGUGGGAAUAAAGUCAAGAUAUAUGAACAGUCUUUGAAAGCUGCUAGAACUACACUGGGUGAGGAUGAAAGUUUGUCAUUUGGUGGAUUCCAAACUGCAAGUGGGAAUAAAGUCAAGAUAUCUGAACAGUCUUUGAAAGCUGCUAGAACUACACUUGGUGAGGAUGAAAGUUUGUCAUUUGGUGGAUUCCAAACUGCAAGUGGGAGUAAAGUCAAAAUAUCUGAACAAUCUUUGAAAGCUGCUAGAACUACACUUGGUGAUGAUGAAAGUUUGUCAUUUGGUGGAUUCCAAACUGCAAGUGGAAAUAAAGUCAAGAUAUCCGAACAGUCUUUGAAAGCUGCUAGAACUACACUUGGUGAGGAUGAAAGUUUGUCAUUUGGUGGAUUCCAAACUGCAAGUGGGAAUAAAGUCAAGAUAUCUGAACAGUCUCUGAAAGCUGCUAGAACUUCACUGGGUGAGGAUGAAAGUUUGUCAUUUGGUGGAUUCCAAACUGCAAGUGGGAAUAAAGUCAAGAUAUCUGAACAAUCUUUGAAAGCUGCUAGAACUACACUAGGUGAGGAUGAAAGUUUGUCAUUUGGUGGAUUCCAAACUGCAUGUGGGAAUAAAGUCAAGAUAUAUGAACAGUCUUUGAAAGCUGCUAGAACUACACUGGGUGAGGAUGAAAGUUUGUCAUUUGGUGGAUUCCAAACUGCAAGUGGGAGUAAAGUCAAAAUAUCUGAACAAUCUUUGAAAGCUGCUAGAACUACACUUGGUGAUGAUGAAAGUUUGUCAUUUGGUGGAUUCCAAACUGCAAGUGGGAAUAAAGUUAAGAUAUCCGAACAGUCUUUGAAAGCUGCUAGAACUACACUGGGUGAUGAUGAAAGUUUGUCAUUUGGUGGAUUCCAAACUGCAAGUGGGAAUAAAGUCAAAAUAUCUGAACAAUCUUUAAAAGCUGCUAGAACUACACUGGGUGAGGAUGAAAGUUUGUCUUUUGGUGGAUUCCAAACUGCAAGUGGGAAUAAAGUCAAGAUAUCUGAACAGUCUUUAAAAGCUGCUAGAACUACACUGGGUGAGGAUGAAAGUUUGUCAUUUGGUGGGUUCCAAACUGCAAGUGGGAAUAAAGUCAAGAUAUCUGAACAGUGUUUGAAAACUGCUAGAACUACACUUGGUGAGGAUGAAAGUUUAUCAUUUGGUGGAUACAAAACUGCAAGUGGGAAUAAUGUCAAGAUAUCCGAACAGUCUUUGAAAGCUGCUAGAACUACACUAGGUGAGGAUGAAAGUUUGUCAUUUGGUGAAUUCGAGACUGCAAGUGGGAAUAAAGUAAAGAUAUCUGAACAGUCUUUGAAAGCUGCUAGAACUACACUGGGUGAGGAUGAAAGUUUGUCAUUUGGUGGAUUCCAAACUGCAUGUGGUAAUAAAGUCAAAAUAUCUGAACAAUCUUUGAAAGCUGCUAGAACUACACUGAGUGAGGAUGAAAGCAGUAAUAAAAUCGGUAUUUCUAAUCAAUCUCAUCCAGCUAGUAGUUCAGUUUUGUCAACACCCAAAGGCUUUCAAACUGCAAUUGGAUCAAAAGCUGCCAUGUCAGAAAAUGCAUUAAAAGCUGCAAGUUCGACAUUAGGAAGAGAAUCCCAUGAUGUAGAAAGUGUCAUACAAACAAAGGAAAAUGUUGAGCGUACACCAAACAGUAACCAACUGAAGAAGAAAGUCAUAUACUCUAAUGCUCCUAACACCCUCGACAAAUCAAGGGCAUUGAACAACAAGAAACCAACACCUUUGUGUAUAAAAGAAUCAAAUACAACACCAGCAAGAAAAGACCAAACCACAAACGAAAAACCUGGAGAAGAUAUGACCACAAAGGGAAAUCCAUUCAAAGAUGUGUCAAAAGCCCAGAUGUAUGGGUUCACCCAGGAGGCACAUGAAUGCACCAGGGCACUGUUGAAUGAUGGUGACUUUGAUGAAGAGGUUAAGAUUGAGGGCCCAUUUCAACAGAGGGAUUGGAUGGGUAAUAUCAGUAGUACACGUGAAGGUCACCUUAGUGAUCGUAGACAUCAUGGUCUCUCACCAGUGCUGACACCUGUAGCUUCUACUGGGAACCAGCCUGGUAGCAAAAAUGCUCUAGUUACAAGCCCACACUCAGGACUUCAGGAAACAUGCAGAAACUUAAAUACUUCUUAUAAACGAAAUGUUGAUAGACCUCUCUUUAUACAUAGACGCAAGAAAUUCAACUACUCAGUGGCCAAUCAGAGUGAAACAUCUUAUAAAAACACCAACCAAUCAGAGCCAUCGAUUCCUGGCCAUUCUGAGGGUGCAGUGGAAAGUUCUUUUGUGACACCCUAUAGAAAAGCAGAAGCCUCAAACACUAAAAGACCUCAAAUAAAUGAUUCUGUAUCCCUGAAGGACCCUGUUAAUGAAACAAUUUCAGCAGGGGGAUUUAGCACUCCCUUUAAAUAUGACAAAAACUCUGACGAGCUUCAAGUUAGUGAAACGAAAACAGAAAUAAACACUGAAAUAUAUGAAUCGACUGUGAGUGACACACCUGUGAAAUCACCAGAGUUAACCAAUCAGAUAAGAGCAGAUGAUGAUGUCAUCAUGGCAAGAGAAGCCGAGCGUAUGUCCCAAUCAAAACGAAUAUUGUAUAAAAAACGCAAGAAGGUGCAACCUGUAGUUGGAGCGCUAUUGGAGAAGAAAAUAAAUGGGAAGCGUGUGUCGAUGAGAGAUAUAACAGGAGAGCCACCCCACUCUUCUACAAAAACAGAGUUGUUUGCUGCUGGUGUUGAGAUCAGCACUGUGAAUGUGACGAGUCAAAAUGCCAGAGAUUACAAAUUCAAUGCCAUAGAGCACUUAGGUCUCCAUGGCAACAGCAGUGUCAGUGUUAAGAUUGGGGAUGGGGCCACUCUAGUUUGGGAUGAUUACAACAGGGCUGGCAUGCAGGAGUUUUGCAGUGCAUUCCUUGACACUGUGGGUGUAGAACCAAAGCUGAUCAGUGAGGCAUGGGUAUUCAAUCACUACAGGUGGAUUGUCUGGAAGCUGGCUGCUUUGGAAGUGGCCUUCCCACAACAGUUUGGUGGAAGGACACUGACACCCGACAAUGUAAUGCUCCAAUUAAAGUACAGAUAUGACAGAGAAAUAGACAGAGCAGAAAGGUCAGCAUUAAAGAAGAUUUAUGAGAGAGAUGAUGUACCUUCAAAGACAAUGGUGCUAUGUGUAGCAGCAAUAGAUGUCUCCACUGGACAAAGUGGAGGUGGAGAGGCUGAGAGUGCCGAAAAAUCUGACAUGAAAAUGACAAAGGUCCAGCUUGAGCUGACAGAUGGCUGGUACUCUAUCAGGACAAUCAUAGAUGGACCCCUUCAGCAGUUCAUCAAUCAAGGAAGGCUGUUCGUGGGUCAGAAACUAUGUAUAUGUGGAGCAGAUCUGGUCGGCUCUAAUGAUGCAUGUCCGCCAUUGGAGGCUCCUGGAAAUCUAGCUUUGAAGAUUCAUGCAAACUCAACAAGACCUGCCAGAUGGGAUGCAAAACUUGGUUACUAUAGAAACCCUCAACCAUUCCCUGUUGCUAUCUCCAGUCUCUAUGGUGAUGGGGGACUUGUUAGCUGUGUAGAUGUUGUUGUGAUCAGAGUAUAUCCAUUACAGUUCAUGGAGAAACAUAAAGAGGGCGGCACUGUGUUUCGAAAUGAACGUGCGGAACAGAAAGCGGCAAAGCUAUUUAACGAUGAAAAACAAAUGAGGCUAGAGAAGUUGUAUUCAAAGGUACAGUUAGAGUUUGAGAGCCGUGAUGGCAAACCUGGCAAAUAUGACCAAACAAAAACAGGUUCACGAAGAUUGACGCAGAAGCAAAUUGAUGAACUAAGCACAGGAGAAGAGAUCCACAAUGCAAUGCAGCAGUCAUGUGACCCAGCAUCAGUUGAGGCUUGCCUGUCAAACACUCAGAUGCAGCAGUACUACAGCUAUAGACAGGUGCUAAAUGAGAGGAAACAGCAAGAGAUGCAAGCUGAAAUACAAAGAUCAUUAGAAGACCAAUCACAGAUGUCGUAUGAGAGGAAUGUUGUGCCCUUACUGAAGGUGCGAAUUGCUGGCAGCCACACCAAAGAUAUUGACAGUAAUACAAGUACAUUACUUAGUAUCUGGAGACCAAAUGAUGAUUUGCAACAAGUCCUGGCAGAGGGGAAGUCUCUCAGAGUCUACAACCUUGUGGCAUCCUCAUCCUGGUCUAAGUCACAUUCUACGAGUGUUCAGUUAACUGCAUCCAAGAUGACAAGAUAUGUGGAGACACCUAUUGAUGAAAAUCUCAUAGAUUUACUUUACGAACCAAGAGAGGUGCUGAGUAUAUAUGAGUUGAGCCAAGGGAACAUGUUUCCAUACAAUGAAGUAGAUGUAGUUGGAGUUGUCAUACAUGUCACUGCAACAUCUAGCUACACAAAUAACAGUGGUGGUGUGAGCACUCUACAGACAGUGUAUCUAGCAGAUACGGAUCACCAGAUACUAGCAGUCAAGGCCUGGGGUGGGCUUAAGGCCUAUUCAUUGGAGGAGAUUCUGACCAAUCACAGUGUCGUUGCUGCUAGCAACCUACAAAUGAGAAAAGAUUCGAAGAGUAGAGUGCCAACUGUCAGUAUUACGGAUCCCUCUUCAUUUACUCGGAACCCACGAGGUGGACAUCUCAAAAAUGCCUUGAAUAAAUUAAAAGAUGCAUUAAAGGAUAUUCCAGCAUUUGUUGAAAAGCUGCAGAACAAAUUGCAUCAGACAGUUUUUGACGGAAACUCAAACCUCAUCACCCAGGGGUCAAGGCCAGCCACUCCAGCCUCAAGGUCAACUGCCCAAGGGUCAAGUUCAACCACUCCAAGGUCAAGGCCACCAUGGGUGCAAAUAACACCUCAGAGUACAUCUCUGCAUAAUCAGGAUGAGGCUAAAGAUGAUUCCAAAAAGAGGCUCCAGGAAUGGAAGGCCCAGAAGUUAGAGCGUUAUGGUGUACCACCACCAUUGGUUGGCCUCAACAGCCCUAUCCCCAGUCAUGUACGACAGGAUUUCAAACCCCCUACUAAGCUAACAGGGACUCCUCCCCCUACUAAGCUAACAGGGACUCCUCCCCCUACUAAGCUAACAGGGACUCCUCCCCCUACUAAGCUAACAGGGACUCCUCCCCCUACUGAGCUAACAGGGACUCCUCCCCCUACUAAGCUAAUGGGAACUCCUGGGCUAAAAACCAGGAAUAAAGGUCCUGGUAUAGAGUUUUCCCUUGUGACUACAUCUGUGGAAGGUGACAUUAAACACCAUAAAGAGCAGGCACCUGUGAACAGGAGAUUUAUUCCCCUUAACCACAGUAAGCCAAGUGGUUUAACCAGAACUUCAAGUCCAUAUAUCAGGACUAAAAGUCCUCUAACAAUAUCAACUAAAGAUAGGAUCAAAAUUCCUGAUUUAUUGGAUCAAGACAAAGAAGGAUCAACCAAAUUAAAUAACAGUGAAACAAGAGAUAAUGUGGAUAAUGUGUGUGAUACAAAACAAACUAAAAGUGAUACUAAACAAAAGACAAGUGAACCAAAUGAAAAUAAAAGUGAGUUCAAACACAACUCGGACAUAACAAACAGAUGCAUGACAGACACAUGUGAUAAUUUGGAUGCAGAAUGUGCUCAUCAAAGUGAACCAGAACCAAGUGCAGCUGAUAUCAAACCAGUCAGAGAGAGCAAGUCUGUGAAAGAUAAAGUGAAAACUGCUGAUUCAGAAAAUUCUGAAAAUAAUAUAAAACCUCGUAAGAUAUCAAAACGACGUAGAAGUAGUCAUGAUAAUGGUGUUAGUCAAGAGUAUAGUCAAAGUAGUGUACAUGAUAGUCAAAGUAGUGUAAAGGAUAGUCAAAGUAGUGCAGAGUCUAACCCAACUAGGAGAAAAUCUCUUAGGUCAUCAAAGAGAAAGAAGAUUUAAAAACUUUGGUCAGGCUAAGUUGCUAAAUAAUAUGUUUAACAUGUCUUCUAUCAUCUUACCUCAGAUACCUUAAAAUCAAGUCCAUGCUGCAUUUAUUGAAAAUAACUGAUUUUAAGAGUUUGGAAAAUAGUGAUAGUGUCUCAUCCCUUCGUUCCUUUUCAAAUAGAGAUAAUUUAUAAAACAUAUAAUUUUAUUACUUUAGUGUGACUUUACAGUUGUUUCCAUUGACAGCAAUGUGAUGCUUUACAAUGUAGUGUAGAUUUAGUCAAAUAUUUACUUUAAGAAUGGUAUUUCUUGCUAAAACUUUAAGAAUUCAGUCCAUAUUCUUUUAUAUCUCAGGUGGACGAACAAGCUCAUUUUUCUAAAUCAAAAUUGCCUAAUUAAUACAUACAGUUUUUUUUAAAUAUUAAUUCAAUGUUUACAUAAUAAUUGAUACUUUUUAGGCUUAUCUUGUAAAUUGUACUCAUUUAGGGCUGAUGGUCAACACCCUGGAAAAUAUAUUGUAAUUCUAUGUAAUUCAGUUUACAUGUUUAACAUAGCUCUGUUUACUGAACAGUUUUUGCCAAUUUGUUUUGGUAACUUAUCUCCAGUAUUUUAAUUUAAAUUAAGUGAUGUGUGAUUAUUUUUGAGGUCAUUUUUGUAAGGGAAAUAUAAUUACAUGUAAUAAAUGUUAUUAUUAUAUCACUAUCUAGCUAGCGACAGUAUGAUUGGUCAAAACCGGGUCACAUGUCGUGGGAUAUCUGGCGAUAUUAAAUGGCAAUGCUAAUCAGAUAAGACAACCGUGAGAUAUCUAGCGAUAUCCCACGCUCCCGGGAAUUUUCAAAGAAUUUGUUUUCGUUCAGUGUAAAUAAUUUAGUUCAGUUUAAGUCAAAAUGGCAGACGAACCAAGUAGAUUCGUAAAAAUAUCUGAAGACUUAAUGACUUAAUAAUAUUAGAGAUGUCUAGCUAGACAGUGAUAUAAUAAAACAAAUAUUUCACUCUAUUUUCGGUGAAUACCUGUAGCACUUUCACAAGGUGAUAUUCCACUUGCCCUUCGGGCUUCGUGGAAUAUCACUUGUGAAAGAUGUACAGGUAUUCACCUCAAUAGAGUGAAAUAUUUGUUCAUUAUUACAUUUUCUUCAUUAUGCAUGAUAUAACAAACCGGAUAAAAUCACAGGGAACUUUUUACAUAUGUAAUAUGUGGACUGUAGAAACCAUGAAUGUAAAAUUUAUGUAAAAAACUCUCUGUGGAUUUAAUUCUCUGUAAGAGCUUUGUUUUCAUUAUUUUUGUAAGGGUAUAGUGUCAUUGAGUUGAUAACAUUCAAAUCAGUAAUAAUAUAAAGAUUCCUGUCAAAGUAUCAACUAUGUAUUAAUUCAUAACAUGUAAUUGCAAAUUGUUCAGUUGAAAAUUUUAGUUUUUAAGUUUUCGAGAUUUUUUUUAAAAAGAUGGUGCUAUGUAAUUGUUUCAAAUACAUUUUGAAGCAUGUUGAAAUGCUUGUGAAGUUCGCUUUAAUAAAACAGUUCAAAGUUAAGAUAUAAAUAAACCUAUAAAUAUACCUAAACCUUCUCGUCAAUUUAUCUCGAAAAGUAAAGGAAUUGUUUGAGUUGUUGUAGUUUAAUUGUUUUUAUCUGAAAUUAAGUUUUUAUAUCUCGACCUCUUAUUCUGACAGCGUUUUAUCUGUUCACUUAGCUCUAUAAGUGAAUAUCUCAGCGAAAUGUAUCAGGUUA
Owenia fusiformis is the source of this 16199-nucleotide messenger RNA. The record is from the annotation of a GenBank genome assembly. NCBI's taxonomy places the organism in Eukaryota, Metazoa, Annelida, Polychaeta, Sabellida, Oweniidae.